ACGAGUGAUCGAUGUGGAGUCAGUCAGCCUGCGACAGAAAAACAAGCGAGGAUAGGUCGGGCAGUACACGACCAGUCUAUGUUUUAAAAGAAAGAAAUAUUGUGAAACCCAAGGAUAGGUGGAUUUAAACGUCAUUUCUGCCGCUUUUACGCGGGCUUAGUUACUUAUUGUUUGGUACACGGGGUCUCGUUUUGGCGUGCUGAGUGUGUCGCCGCUUGCCCAUUCUCACUGGAGUGAACACUAAGGGGGACUCCAUGAAAGAUGACAGAGGAGGUGAUUGUUGUAGCCAAGUGGGACUACACAGCCCAGCAGGACCAGGAACUUGACAUCCGUAAAAACGAGCGUCUCUACCUCUUGGACGACUCAAAGACCUGGUGGCGUGUCCGCAAUGCCGGCAACCAAACGGGGUACGUGCCGUCGAACUAUGUCGAGCGCAAGAACAGCCUGAAGAAAGGCUCACUGGUGAAGAACAUCAAAGACACGCUGGGUUUGGGAAAAACUAAGAGGAAGACAAGUGCCCGUGAUACUUCCCCAACACCAAGCUCAGACACAGAGUACCCCUCCAAUGGCAGCGGGGGUGGCGUGGUGGGAGGAGGAGGAGCUGCUGAAAGAAUCUACGACCUCAACGUCCCCGCUGUGGUCAAGUUUGCCUACACAGCAGAGAGGGAUGACGAGCUGACCCUGGUCAAAGGCUCCAGGGUCGUCGUGAUGGAGAAGUGUAGUGACGGCUGGUGGCGGGGCAGUCAGGCGGGCCGCGUGGGCUGGUUUCCCUCCAAUUAUGUCCAGGAGGAGCUCGAAGGGGUGGAUGACAGAGGGGAGGGAGACUCCUCACAGGGCUACCAUGGAGGCUCCCAGGGUACUUUGUUGGCCAAUGGGCGUGCAGGCGUCCGUGAUGAAGUGCUCCACUUGGUUCAAACACUCUACCCCUUCAGCUCUGUGACAGAUGAGGAGCUGAACUUUGAAAAGGGAGAGGUCAUGAAGGUGUUGGAGAAGCCUGAGAACGACCCGGAGUGGUGGAGGUGUAAGAACUCACGUGGCAUGGUGGGCCUGGUACCUAAAAACUAUGUGACGGUGCUGGACGAGCGGCCGGGCCUGUCCUUCGCCACGCAGAGCUCCCCGCAGAACCGCUCUGUGGCACCGGCACGCUCAGGGAAGUUCGCUGGGAGGGAUUGGUACUACGGCAACAUCACCAGACAACAGGCCGAGUGCAUACUCAACGAGAGAGGAGAGGAGGGCGACUUCCUUAUACGGGACAGCGAGUCAUCGCCCAAUGAUUUCUCUGUGUCUCUGAAGGCAUCCGGUAAGAAUAAGCACUUUAAAGUGCAGCAGGCGGACGGGGUGUACUGUAUCGGCCAGCGCAAGUUUGGCUCCAUGGAUGAGCUGGUGGAGCACUACAAGAAAGCCCCCAUCUUCACCAGUGAGCAUGGAGAGAAGCUGUACCUGGUCAAAGCGAUGCUGUGAUUCACACAUCCUCACACCUACACUGGAGCUCACACACAAACACACACACGCACACAUAAUACUAAUGCCACUCCCUAACUGUCUUAACUCAAGCCUUAGCUCUGGACCCUCUUGCUGUGGCAUCUGUGCUACAUCCAGAUCCUCAGUCACUCCUCCAAGUUUGUAAGUCUGUCGCCCUCCAGUGGUGAUGGGGUAACACAACCCAGUAGUUAACCCCAAGAUGGUGAGCACUGUGCAAGAAAUACUCAACUACAUCCUUCAUGUAUAGCCCAGUGCAUAAUAAGCCUCUGUCUCUUGGAUGUGCUGCUAACGGAACGCCUGAGGCCUUGUUUGGGGGUUGAGCUCUCCUUCUGAUGUCAUACUUAAUGUCCAUUUACUACCACGAAAUUUGUAGGUUACACCAUUGCUCUUAAUCCACACAUGAGGACAGACGUUUAACAGUUCAAAGAAGGACUCGAACAUCUGAGGGACCUUACUUUGGUGUUUUCCUGUCAAUUUGCUUGCCAUAGUUUUAGUUUGUUCAUUUAUUUUUAAAAGAAAUGCUUGUUCCUGAGUUAACGUUUUGUUUUUUUAAAGCAAAUUUAAAUUCCUCUCUGGAGGUUUGAAUCAUUGCAUCUUUCAUACAGUGACUUCACAAAGUGACCAGAAUCACUCUCUUGCCUUUUUUCUCCUAAUUUUCAUCAUUCCUCUACAUGAUUUGUCUUCUUCCUUGUCUGCACAGACUCAGUCAUAGUGAUGUUAUUGAAAAUCUGGAUACAUACUUCCUGUAAUCUUUCUAGAAGGCAGUGGGGGAGCAUUAAUGCAAUAGGGGAGACCUCCGAUUUCCUGUAGAGUUUGAAUGUUUAUCAACGUAACCAAAUGUGCCACCCUGUACCCAUACUACUGGCUCCAGGUCUGCACUGCACUCACUAUACUUUGAUUUGUAGCUCUGUGCUCAUGCUUUAUAUGCAUCACACUGAACAUGUUCCACUUCUGUUCUCCAGUAUGUAUCUGUUGCCACGUGAGGAUACUGACUGAAGAAUAAUAAAAACCUUUUUAUUAACA
This is a messenger RNA of Micropterus dolomieu (smallmouth bass), 2505 nucleotides long. It is a transcript of the gene nck2a, whose product is annotated as NCK adaptor protein 2a. NCBI's taxonomy places the organism in Eukaryota, Metazoa, Chordata, Actinopteri, Centrarchiformes, Centrarchidae. Gene Ontology annotation, molecular function: protein binding. Gene Ontology annotation, biological process: positive regulation of translation in response to endoplasmic reticulum stress; positive regulation of endoplasmic reticulum stress-induced intrinsic apoptotic signaling pathway; negative regulation of endoplasmic reticulum stress-induced eIF2 alpha phosphorylation. Bases 262 to 1461 code for a protein of 399 amino acids. The transcript is spliced from 4 exons. The record is from RefSeq and is a predicted model, not a curated record.